AUGGAGAAGGUAGAGUUGAGAUUGUACAAUACGAUGACUCAAAGGAAGGAAGUUUUGAAGCCAAUCAAUCCGGGCAAGAUUGGAAUGUAUGUCUGUGGUAUUACAGCCUACGAUUUCAGCCAUCUUGGCCACGCUCGUGCCUCUGUCUCCUUUGAUGUCCUUUACAGAUACUUAAGGCACUUGGGUUAUGAAGUUACUUAUGUCCUAAAUUUUACUGAUGUUGAUGACAAGGCUAACGAGUGUGGGGAGAAGCCGUUAGAUUUGAGUAAUCGCUUUUGCGAGGAGUAUCUUGUAGAUAUGAGUGCUCUUCAGUGCCUUCUUCCCACCCACCAGCCUCGUGUCAGUGACCAUAUGGUGGAUAUAGUAAAUAUGAUAGAAAAGAUCAUUGAGAACGAAUGUGGGUAUGUAGUGGGUGGUGAUGUGUUCUUCUCGGUCGAUAAGUCACCGAAUUAUGGUAAACUAUCAGGGCAACUGCUGGAUCAUACUCGAGCUGGUGAGCGGGUUGCUGUUGAUCCAAGAAAGCAUAAUCCUGCUGACUUUGCGUUAUGGAAGGCUGCAAAACCCGAUGAACCGAGUUGGGAGAGUCCUUGGGGUCCAGGAAGACCGGGAUGGCACAUCGAGUGCAGUGCAAUGAGUGCCCAUUAUCUGUCUCCGAGAUUUGACAUUCAUGGUGGUGGCGCAGAUCUGAAAUUCCCGCACCAUGAAAAUGAGAUUGCCGAGGCAUGUGCUGCUUGCAAAGAUAGUGGUGUAAAUUACUGGUUGCAUAAUGGGCAUGUCACCAACAAUAAUGAGAAGAUGGGAAAACCACUGAAUAACUUUUUUACAAUUAGAGAAAUCACGGCUAAGUAUCAUCCACUGGCUCUGAGACACUUCUUGAUAAGUGCACAUUACCGUUCUCCUCUGAACUAUGCGGUGUCACAGCUAAAGAGUUCGUCGGAUUCUCUAUAUUAUGUUUAUCAGACGCUAGAAGAUCUUGUUGAAGCUCUCUCGCCAUAUCGAGAAGCAAUGUGUGAAGAUGGUGAACAGACUUCAGAAGCCAAAGACGUGAUAAAGAAGUUGAAAAGAGAGUUUGAAACAAAAAUGUCAGACGACUUGAACACUUCUCAUAUACUCGAGGGUGCUUUUCAAGAAGCGAUGAAAUUCACCAACGUUUCCAUCAAGAAGCAGAGGUUGUCGCUGCUUGUAGAGGUUGAGAAAGCUGUGAGGCAAGUUCUUGAUGUGCUUGGUUUGCUCACUACUCUAAGCUAUGCCGAGUUUUUGAAAGAGAUGAAACAAAAGGCAUUAGCAAGAGCAGGAAUAGAAGAAGAAGAGGUCUUGCGGAGGAUUGAAGAAAGGGAAAUUGCGCGGAAGAACAAAGAAUUCAAGAGAAGCGAUGAGAUUCGAGAAUUGUUAGAGAAUAAAGGAAUCACCCUCAUGGAUAUUCCUGGUAAAGACACAGUGUGGAGACCAUACAUCCCUUGUAGCUCUCAGCCCAACUCCGACCCUGCGCAGGCAACGCCUCCUUGA
Arabis nemorensis is the source of this 1506-nucleotide messenger RNA. Lineage: Eukaryota; Viridiplantae; Streptophyta; Magnoliopsida; Brassicales; Brassicaceae. The record is from the annotation of a GenBank genome assembly.